AUGCAGCUUAGUUUCUCCAACAUCAUUCUCGGCGUCAUGCCAGCCCUGGCUCUCCUCCCCGGCGUCGAAGCUCAAUCCGCCCGCUCAAUGGGCUUCAUCGGCUGCUCUAUGGCCGAGAACGUCGCCCAGGGCUACGUCGCCGUCGGCGGCACCCGCAUGUGGGGACCAUACGGCACCGGCGGCGCCGUCAACGGCAAGCCCUCCGCUGUGUGGGUGCAGAUUUGCAUCUUCUCGCAGAACGGCGCCACCUACGACGAGGUCAAGAAGCUCAUCGCCAACGCGCGCCAGCACGCCGCGCCCGGGGCGGAGAUCUUCAUCACGGGCCAACCGAUGUACGACGCUGGGCAGACGUGCUUCCUUGCGGGACAGGGAGGCCCGGAGUUGACUGAUAAUCUUGCCAAGAGGGCUAGUGAGGAUGCGUCGCUGAAUGCCACAUACGGAGGGACGUUCCGCCUGCACAAUGGAGAAGUUGCGGACGGAUGUCAUGCGAAUACCGUGGGACAGCAGUCUUUGGGACGCCAGGCUAUUGGGUUCUGGGGUUGA
Messenger RNA from Colletotrichum siamense, 543 nucleotides. RefSeq lists its product as uncharacterized. Bases 1 to 543 code for a protein of 180 amino acids. The record is from RefSeq and is a predicted model, not a curated record. Lineage: Eukaryota; Fungi; Ascomycota; Sordariomycetes; Glomerellales; Glomerellaceae. The transcript has 2 exons.